AUGUUCCGGCCCGCCGUCAGAGCAGUUCUCCGCGCGCCUGGCGUCGCAGUUCGUGCCCCGGUCAGCAGACGAUUUAUCGGCAGUUCUGGUGCGAGUGAGAAAUCAAGAAGCUGGAAGAACACUGCUCUCCGGUUUGGUCUUGCGGGUGGUGCCAUCUACUACUACAACACCAGCAGCAUCUUUGCCGAAGAAUCAUUCCUACGACAGAAGCAGCGCAGUACAGAAAGCGCCGAAGAACUCCCUACUCUCGAUUCCAUCAAGCCCAAGAUCCGUCAAGAGACCGUCCCGGAACCAGCCCAACCUGCUCUAGCAGCCGAACCUGCCCUUCCCGAAAUCAUCGAUGUUGAUGCCACGCAGCCCGUCUUGGAAGGUGGAUUGAACCCAGAGGCACUCGAGCAAGAGGCCAGCCAGGAAGCCGCUUUCAACCCGGAGACAGGAGAGAUCAACUGGGACUGCCCGUGUCUGGGAGGCAUGGCUCACGGUCCCUGCGGAGAAGACUUCAAGGCGGCCUUUAGCUGUUUCGUUUUCUCCCAGGAGGAACCCAAGGGAAUCGACUGCAUUGAGAAGUUCAAGGCCAUGCAAGAUUGUUUCCGCCAGUACCCCGAAGUAUAUGGCGCAGAGCUAGAGGACGACGAAGCUGCCGCGGCGGCCGCCCCCCCGACGGGAGAAGAAGAGUCGUCGCCCGCCGCCACCGCCGCGGAGAUCGAGGCCGCCUCGUCUCCGGAUGAGAAGCGCGCGCACGCCAAGGAAGUCCACGCCCAGGCCAAGGCCGAGGCUGUCGAGAAGAGUGAACUGGCUGAGUCGGAGGCGUUGGUCCCCAAGGCUGUCCACGAUGAUGCCCAGCUCCAGAACCGCCCGACGGAGAAAUAA
This is a messenger RNA of Penicilliopsis zonata CBS 506.65, 870 nucleotides long. RefSeq lists its product as hypothetical. The record is from RefSeq and is a predicted model, not a curated record. The transcript is spliced from 3 exons. NCBI's taxonomy places the organism in Eukaryota, Fungi, Ascomycota, Eurotiomycetes, Eurotiales, Aspergillaceae. Gene Ontology annotation, molecular function: protein-disulfide reductase activity. The coding region runs from base 1 to 870 and encodes 289 amino acids. Gene Ontology annotation, biological process: protein import into mitochondrial intermembrane space. Gene Ontology annotation, cellular component: mitochondrial intermembrane space.